Rubroshorea leprosula is the source of this 605-nucleotide messenger RNA. Lineage: Eukaryota; Viridiplantae; Streptophyta; Magnoliopsida; Malvales; Dipterocarpaceae. The record is from the annotation of a GenBank genome assembly.
GGUCACUUUGUAGGUGGUUGGUGAUGCCUUGUUGAAUUCAAAUUUAAAAAGAAUUGAAAAAGCAAUUCAGGAAUCUGCUUGCAAUUCUCUUAUUCUCAAGAUAAAUCAGAUUGGAACUGUGACGGAGGCUAUUGAAGUGGUGAAACUGCCGAAGGAUGCUCACUGGGGAAUGGUGGCAUCACAUCGAUGGGGGGAAAUUGAAGAUUCCUUUAUAGCCGAUUUGGCUGUUCGCCUUGGCGCAAGUCAGAUCAAGGCUAGUGCUCCUUGUAGAGGGGAGCAACUGGCAAAAUACAACCAUGUUUUCUUUUCAAAUCACACUUUAUUUGCCUUUUUCUUGAUUUCGUCUUAUGCAACUCCAUACCUACCACCAUUGGCGCAUUCCAAAGACCAGACUGAUUUGAGCUUGGGGACCAAGCAAUUUAUGCCUGCCAAGACUGGAGGUCUUCAUCUUGAUCAUUAGCAUCAGGUCUUAUUCUCCAUUGUUUUCAACCUGGUACAUUUGUUCAGAGUUCUAUUUUUUCUGUGAGUGUUUUCUAUUCUUUAUUUUGGGUUAUGCUACCAUGACUUGAACCUUUGCUAAUUGGAAGUAAACAAGUAUGCCUUCU